AUGAACAUCGUGAGGUUUCAGUUGUACAACCUCCAGGCCCUAGUGAAAACGGAUGAUAGUCGUGAUGGUGAAAACAAGCCAGCAAAGAAGUUCAAGCUGGAAGACGUCACCCUGAUAGCUCCGGAGCUUGACCACGGUAGCAUCGUCAAGGCUCUUGUACCACAAGAAUACACCCCAGAACAGCUAGUCUUCUCCCCCGGCUACUUCGGCAACCUGUCUCAACUUCUCUCCAACACAACUGCAGAGACGCUUCAGACAUUUUUCAUCUGGAGAGCAACCACAGUGCUUUCUGGCUAUGUCGAAGCUGAUGUCACAAACCGUCUGAACGAUAUGAUAUCUUUGCUUGGCGGCUUGGAUCCUGUGGUUGUCGGGAAAGUACCUCGGUGGAGACAGUGUGUUAGCUCUAUUAACGCUGGGCCAGAAUGGACUCAGUUCCUAUCUGGCCUCGGCUGGAUUGUCAGCCGCUUCUUUCUCGACAAAUCAUACUCCAAGGAAGCCCGUGAACUCACAACAAGCUUUAUGAGCUCCAUUCAGGACACGUUCAUUGCUCGUCUUGGCGAUAAGGACUGGCUCUCCCCCCCUGUUAGAAAGAUUGCUGAGGAAAAGGUGAACGCUAUCACGAAGAAAAUCGGCUACCCAGAUCAAUCCCCAGAAACAACGAAUCCAAAGAGUCUUUCGGAUUAUUUCAGUGGUGCUUCUAUUGGCAGUUGCCACCUAGAAAAUAUGCUCUCACUUGCCCUCUCUUCAACCAACCGCACUUGGUCUUACCUAAGCAAGCCUACUGAAAAGGGUUUUUGGUAUAUGUUGCCCUCACGGGUUGAUGCAUACUACUUGCCUGCAUUAAACGAUAUCGUCAUCCCGGCGGCCAUGCAACAGAAACUAUUCUUUGCUGCUGGGUACCCAUCAUAUAUUACUUACGGCGGCCUCGGGACAGUUCUCGGACACGAACUGACACAUGGAUUUGGUAACACUGGACACAAUUAUGCACCAAAUGGAUCUCUGGUAAACUGGUGGGACAAUAGCAGUACCAAGGGGUUUCGAGAGCGAACGAAGUGCUUCGUCGACCAGUACCAGAACUUCACUCUUCUGGCACCCAACGGCACACGUGUUUCCGUCAGAGGCAAGUUUACGCUCGGCGAGAACAUAGCUGAUGCAGGUGGGUUGACAACCGCAUAUGCGGCGUGGAAGCAUGCCCAGGCGGAUAAAAAGGUUCAAGACUUUGAUUUGCCGGGCUUAGAACGCCUUCUCGCAUGA
Molecule: messenger RNA, 1254 nt
Organism: Colletotrichum truncatum
Lineage: Eukaryota; Fungi; Ascomycota; Sordariomycetes; Glomerellales; Glomerellaceae
Product: peptidase family m13 protein
Biological process (GO): protein processing
Cellular component (GO): plasma membrane
Molecular function (GO): metalloendopeptidase activity
Source: RefSeq, a predicted model, not a curated record